This is a messenger RNA of Encephalitozoon romaleae SJ-2008, 771 nucleotides long. Its product is annotated as phosphomannomutase. Bases 1 to 771 code for a protein of 256 amino acids. NCBI's taxonomy places the organism in Eukaryota, Fungi, Microsporidia, Unikaryonidae. Gene Ontology annotation, cellular component: cytosol. Gene Ontology annotation, biological process: GDP-mannose biosynthetic process; protein N-linked glycosylation; mannose metabolic process. The transcript has a single exon. The record is from RefSeq and is a predicted model, not a curated record. Gene Ontology annotation, molecular function: phosphomannomutase activity.
AUGGCAAGGGACGAGAAAACAAUCUUUCUGUUUGAUGUAGAUGGAACACUUUCCGAAUCGAGGGCCUCAAUGACUGAAAAAAUGAGGGAAAUGCUAAAGAAACUCAAGAAGAAGGUUCACAUAGGGUUUGUUGGAGGAUCCGAUCUUGAAAAGCAAAGAGAGCAAAUUGGAGAUGAUCUCCUUGAACUGUUUGAGUAUGGAUUUCCUGAAAAUGGUGUCAGUUUUUAUAAGAAUGGGACUCUAAAAUCGCAGGAGAAGAUAAUCAAUGUACUUGGAGAGAAGUUCUAUAAGGAGUUUGUCGGGUUUGUUCUCGAGUAUCUUAGUAAGAUGGAUAUUCCUAUAAAGAGGGGCAACUUUAUUGAAUAUAGGAAUUCCAUGAUCAACAUCAGUCCAAUAGGGAGAAAUUGCAGCAGAGAGGAGCGAAAGGAGUUUUUUGAGCUUGAUAAGAAAGAGAAGUUUAGAAAGAGCAUGGUUGCAGCUAUGAGAGAAAGAUUCAAGAAUAGUUGCUUGGUCUUCUCUAUUGGGGGCCAAAUAUCAAUUGAUUGUUUCCCGAAGGGUUGGGAUAAGACAUAUUGCUUAAGACACAUAAGGGACGAAGGGAUAAAGAAUGUUUAUUUCUUUGGAGAUAUGACCAUGGAAGGAGGGAAUGAUUAUGAAAUCUUUAAUCAUCAAGAUGUCCAUGGAGUAACAGUUGAAAACCCUGAUGACACCUAUAGGAAAGUAAGCCAGAAACUAAAAGAGAUAGGCCUUGGAGACUUGAAUGAAGAUUAA